Rotaria sordida is the source of this 729-nucleotide messenger RNA. The record is from the annotation of a GenBank genome assembly. NCBI's taxonomy places the organism in Eukaryota, Metazoa, Rotifera, Eurotatoria, Philodinida, Philodinidae.
AUGGGUUGUGGAGCAAGCAAUAACACUCCGCGCGUGCAAGUACCAACAUUAAAGAAAAAACCUGCCUUACCACCUAUUGAGUCUCAAUCAAAAAAGAAAUCACCUUCCGCUAAAUCAGAUGGAUCAAAUGAUAGUGGUAUUGAAGAUACUGAACCUAUUAAAAAAAUACCUAGUUCAUCAAAAAUUCCUGCACCAACUGAUAAUUUAUAUAUCGAACAUCAUCAAAAAUCUCGCCUAGGUUAUGGUGAAACAUUUGAAAUCACUUCUUCACAAAAACCAGGUGCUUUAGCACCCUUACGAAAUGUUCCACGAUUUCUUGCUGCUAAUAAACAAACACCAACUGUUGAUUCUGAUCUACAAGCUAAAUUAGCUGCAAAACAAGAACGUGCUUCACGUAAACGUCAAGAAAUUGAAGAAGCACGUCGACAAGCAUCAUCAAGAAUAGGUCAUCGAACAUCAACAAAACCAGCACUACAACCAAUAACUACAGCUGAACCAUUAUCAACAACAUUCAAACAUGAUGAACGUCAGCAACAAUUAUCAAUGCUUCGUGAUCAACUUCGUCGUAGUAGUAGUAACAGUCUUUAUGAACCAAUGCACACUCCACGUACACCUCGAGCUGAUUCUGUAACAAGUGGAACAACAGAUAUAGCCAAUACAAUACCACGUCGAGGUGGUUUAGUAAUCGGUGCUACAACGGCUUCAAAUUUCAAGCCAGUUUAUGACUAA